Hyla sarda is the source of this 2149-nucleotide messenger RNA. It is a transcript of the gene SURF4, whose product is annotated as surfeit 4. Lineage: Eukaryota; Metazoa; Chordata; Amphibia; Anura; Hylidae. The record is from RefSeq and is a predicted model, not a curated record. The coding region runs from base 148 to 957 and encodes 269 amino acids. Gene Ontology annotation, cellular component: endoplasmic reticulum-Golgi intermediate compartment; membrane; endoplasmic reticulum. The transcript is spliced from 6 exons. Gene Ontology annotation, biological process: Golgi organization.
UUGUCCCCCGCCUCCUCUCCGCCCCCCCGGGCCCCCGCCUCCUCUGUGUCCGGCCCUUUAAGGCUUGGCCUACGUGGCAGGCCGGGGAGUAGCAGCUGCUGUCCUGGGAGGAGGGGCGACACUCUGCCCGACACCGGUGUUCUGAUCAUGGGCAACAACGACAUGAUGGGCACCGCCGAGGACUUCGCGGACCAGUUCCUGCGGGUCACGAAGCAGUACCUACCGCACGUCGCUCGUCUUUGUCUCAUCAGCACGUUCCUGGAAGAUGGCAUCCGCAUGUGGUUCCAGUGGAGCGAGCAGAGAGAUUACAUAGAGGCCACCUGGAGCUGCGGCUACGUGUUGGCGACCAUCUUUGUCCUUAUUAACUUAAUAGGGCAACUGGGUGGCUGCAUACUGGUUCUGAGUCGGAACUUCGUACAAUACGCCUGCUUUGGUUUGUUUGGAAUCAUAGCAAUGCAGACUAUUGCCUAUAGUAUCCUGUGGGACCUGAAGUUUUUAAUGAGGAACCUGGCUCUAGGAGGAGGACUCUUACUACUUUUGGCGGAGUCUCGGUCGGAAGGAAAGAGUAUGUUUGCGGGAGUGCCCACCAUGGGCGAAAGUUCUCCAAAGCAGUACAUGCAGCUCGGGGGGCGCGUGCUGCUCGUCCUCAUGUUUAUGACCCUGCUGCACUUUGAUGCCAGCUUCUUAUCUAUUCUACAGAACAUCGUGGGCACGGCCUUGAUCAUCCUGGUGGCGAUCGGCUUCAAGACCAAGUUGGCGGCCCUGACUCUGGUGGUUUGGCUCUUCGCCAUGAACGUCUACUUCAACGCUUUCUGGAGCAUCCCAGCCUACAAGCCCAUGCACGACUUCCUAAAAUACGACUUCUUUCAGACCAUGUCGGUCAUCGGCGGACUCCUCCUAGUGGUGGCCUUGGGACCUGGUGGGGUGUCCAUGGACGAAAAGAAAAAGGAGUGGUAGUUUGUGACCAUACCUCACGUGGAAUCAUGUAGAAUGGAUGAAGUAGAGUCCUGCUACAACAUCUCCCCCUCUCCCCGCAACCCCCAAAGUCUCAUUUUCAUUAUUAUUAUUUUUUUUCUUCUAUCCCUCGAAUCUCGCCACCGGAGUUCUGCAGCGUGGCAAUAGUACCGCGCCAGUGCACUGUAGGAACAAUCACCCCCCCCCCCACCAUCAUGGUUGCACCAGCUGGUUGGACCUGAAUUGAGCCUGGUUCAGAAAAUGUUACAAGACUCUGUCCCAAGCGGAAUGCAGUAUAUUGAUUGUCGGGAGGCGUUUUAUUCCGCUCUCUGCUUUACGUUUUUUUUUUUUUUUUUAUCUAUAAUUUUCAUGUAACGUUCAGAACCAGACGCCGGUGCGGCAAACGCAAGGCCUCUGGCUCUGAAGCCGAUUUCACCUAACCCCGAACCAGGGGUCUGUAUGUGCAGUACUGGGAUGGGAAACGUGGUUUUUUUUUUUCCUGUUUAGAGUGAAGUUCUCUGGUUAAAUAUUUAAUACUGUAUCUGCCAGGUGAUGGCGCUGUGUGUAAUUUUUUUAUUUUAUUUUUUCCUGGACUCUGCAUGACACCUCAUCUCUGGUCGAUUUGAAGCGUCUGUGCUGUGACGUCACAUCUCGAAGGGACACAAAGUCUAACGUAUAGUCUUAUCCUCUGCAUUCGGAUGCGAUCUAGCUUCCCUGUUAGCGGCCAUUUUUCUACCAGUGAAUAAGCCGGCGUUGUGGGAUGACUGAUGGCAAGCCCAGAAUUUCUGCCCCCCUUUUUAAUUCACAAUACAUGUACGUUGGUAGAAGUAUUUUUUUUUUUUUUUUUUUUAAGGUUUACCGGCCCUUUUAAAACCAUCGAUCAUCUAUUACUAACAAGCACCUUGGUUAGAAGUGGCCAAAAAAACUCCUUUGGACUCUGACCGCAUGUAUCAGUUACUAAAACCAAAUUCCUUGCAUAGCGUUGUCUAGCACCUUCACGGUUGUCUUUUUAUUGUCCCUGUUGUUCUCGACAUUUUUGGCCAAAUAUGAAACCAGUCUGAAUUCUUAUGUUUCCUCUGUUUCCUUUUAUUGAUAUACAACCUGCCCCCCUGGCUGUCCAUAACAUAAGACCCUUUGUAUUGUACAUCUGAGCCAAUGUCUAAAUUUAUUUUAUUUUUAAAUUUUUUUUUUUUUU